GGCGUCGAAGGCCCAACAUCCACAGAACAUUGCUGGACAUCCUUGGAAUCGCCUACUUUCUUCCUCUCCUCCCAUCGACCGUGUCCCAUCAGGCGACGACGAAGCUCUAGGGCGAAUCAUCCAUCGCCGGAGAAGAAUUCACCUUCAAUGACGCUCGGUGGUUCCGGUGGAUCCAGCGUCGUCGUUCCUCGGAACUUCAGAUUGCUGGAAGAGCUCGAACGAGGAGAAAAGGGCAUAGGAGAUGGAACUGUAAGCUAUGGUAUGGAUGAUGGAGAUGACAUUUAUAUGCGAUCUUGGACUGGAACAAUAAUAGGUCCUCAUAAUACUGUCCACGAGGGCCGCAUCUAUCAACUCAAGUUGUUCUGUGAUAAAGACUAUCCUGAGAAACCGCCUAGUGUCCGAUUCCAUUCACGCGUCAACAUGACUUGUGUCAAUCCUGACACUGGAGCGGUUGAUCCAAGGAAAUUUGCAGUUCUAGGGAACUGGCAAAGGGACUACACGAUGGAAUAUAUCUUGACCCAACUCAAGAAGGAAAUGGCUACAUCACACAAUCGCAAACUGGUUCAACCUCCAGAGGGCACCUGCUUCUGAGACAAUGAAUUUCAAGCACGACAAUGCUAGUUCCAAGGUGACUAUCAGUGUUUCGAUUAAUCAUUGAACUGAAGCUUUUCAUUGGGUGCUGCAUAAUGAACUUUCGAUAUAUAUAUAUGUCAGUGUAGAGUGUGUUGUAAAAGUUGACUGCAACGAAUUGUUAUAAUCUAUCAUCAAACUCGUUGUUCUGUUGACCUUUUCUUAUCUGAAAGUCUAUUAUCUUUGCAUUGUUGGUCA
Molecule: messenger RNA, 828 nt
Organism: Zingiber officinale
Lineage: Eukaryota; Viridiplantae; Streptophyta; Magnoliopsida; Zingiberales; Zingiberaceae
Product: ubiquitin-conjugating enzyme E2 variant 1D-like
Exons: 4
Coding region: 148-591 (147 amino acids)
Biological process (GO): DNA damage tolerance; protein K63-linked ubiquitination
Cellular component (GO): nucleus
Source: RefSeq, a predicted model, not a curated record